Messenger RNA from Micropterus dolomieu (smallmouth bass), 3786 nucleotides. It is a transcript of the gene picalma, whose product is annotated as phosphatidylinositol binding clathrin assembly protein a. Lineage: Eukaryota; Metazoa; Chordata; Actinopteri; Centrarchiformes; Centrarchidae. Gene Ontology annotation, molecular function: 1-phosphatidylinositol binding; clathrin heavy chain binding; phosphatidylinositol-4,5-bisphosphate binding. Gene Ontology annotation, cellular component: clathrin-coated vesicle; clathrin-coated pit; synaptic vesicle. Gene Ontology annotation, biological process: synaptic vesicle budding from presynaptic endocytic zone membrane; clathrin-dependent endocytosis; clathrin coat assembly. The transcript is spliced from 24 exons. The record is from RefSeq and is a predicted model, not a curated record. The coding region runs from base 238 to 2340 and encodes 700 amino acids.
GGCUGCAUGUCGAAGUGUCCUUGGGUCCUUGGCUACGGCUACGGUAUGUGAGAAAGACUUGGACGGCAAGAGGAGAAGAGACUGCAACGUUAGCCGUGAGGGAUCGAUUAAAGACUGGUGUUGUUAGGUGGCACAGAGCCUUUGAAAACCGACACCGUCCACAAAACCCAGGCUGUCCCGCUGGAUUUGGAAACGUUUCUGUAACGGUGACCGUUUGUUUGUUCGACCCGAUACAGGAUGUCUGGACAGAGCAUUACGGACAGGAUAACCGCCGCUCAGCACAGUGUCACUGGGUCGGCGAUUUCCAAAACUGUGUGCAAGGCGACCACUCAUGAAAUAAUGGGGCCAAAAAAGAAACAUUUGGAUUACUUGAUUCACUGCACAAAUGAGAUGAAUGUGAACAUCCCUCAACUGGCUGACACACUUUUCGAGAGGACCGCCAACACCAGCUGGGUGGUUGUCUUCAAGUCCCUCACCACCACACAUCAUCUGAUGGUCUAUGGCAAUGAGAGAUUUAUACAGUAUCUGGCUUCAAGGAACACACUAUUCAACCUCAGCAACUUCUUGGACAAAAGUGGCCUACAAGGCUAUGACAUGUCAACGUUCAUAAGGCGAUACAGCCGCUACCUGAAUGAGAAGGCUGUGUCCUACAGACAGGUUGCUUUUGACUUUACUAAAGUGAAAAGAGGGUCUGAUGGAGUGAUGAGAACCGUGAACACAGAGAAACUUCUCAAGACCAUCCCCAUCAUCCAAAAUCAGAUGGAUGUGUUACUUGAUUUCAAUGUCAAUGCUAAUGAACUGACAAAUGGUGUGAUCAACGCAGCCUUUAUGCUUCUGUUCAAAGAUGCCAUCAGACUGUUUGCAGCAUACAAUGAGGGCAUAAUCAACCUCCUGGAGAAAUACUUUGACAUGAAGAAAAUCCAGUGCAAAGAAGGACUUGAUAUCUACAAGAAAUUCCUUACACGAAUGACAAGAAUCUCAGAGUUCCUCAAAGUUGCAGAGCAAGUAGGAAUUGAUCGAGGGGACAUCCCAGAUCUGUCUCAGGCUCCUAGCAGCCUGCUGGAUGCCCUGGAGCAGCACUUGGCAUCUUUGGAGGGAAAGAAAGUCAAAGACUCAACUGCAGCCAGCAGGGCAAGCACUCUCUCGAAUGCUGUCUCCUCCCUGGCUAACACCAGCAUGUCUUUCACCAGAGUGGACGAGAGGGAAAAACAGGCAGCCCUGGAAGAAGAGCAGGCUCGCCUAAAAGCACUAAAAGAGCAGCGUCUGAAAGAGCUCCAGAAGAAUCCUGGUGCAGCAACCACAGACUCUUCCCCUGUCUCCACGGUGGGCGGGACCAUCAAUUCAGCCCCUGCCAUUGACCUCUUCGCCACCCCCAGCUCCACCAACAGCACCUUCAAGGCAGCAAAUGACCUGCUGGACCUGCAGCCAGCUUUCGAGCAGCCACUGCCUCUCUCCGCCACCAACACAUGGGGAGAUCCUUUCACCUCGGCUGCAGAAGCUGUGGAGGAAUCCAUUCCAAACUCAAACCCUUUCCUCACACUACCUGUUGUUGAUGCUGUCCACCCGUCCACGGCGUCCUCAUACGCUGGCAGCCUGUCCUCUGGGACGCCUAGCCAUGAAGUGUUUGAUCAUUACAAUCCCUUUUUUGACUCAAGCUUCUCCCUGGCAUCUGAUUUUGAUGCGGCUGCACAAAUAGAGACAUUUAUCACAGACUCUUUCUGUGGGCCAAGCCCUUACAACACCACUGCUCUCUUCCACUCUGAGCCCCCUGCCCUAGCUGGUCUAUUCAGAGGCUUUACAUCCUCCCCAGCGCCCCAGCAGACGCAGAACUCUCAAGGCCUUAAUGUCGACUUUGAAUCGGUAUUUGGCAACAACACCGAUGCCAACAACCUGGAUUCCACAGACAUUUUAGGUGGCAUCCUCAAACCCACAGUGGCAUCCUCACCCAAUCAGGGCAUGAUCCUGAAUGGCAAACAGCCCCACAAGCUGGUGUCCAAUGACCUGGACUCGUCACUGGCCAAUCUUGUUGGCAAUCUGGGAAUUGGUAACGGCACAUCAAAGAAUGAUCUUCACUGGAGUCAGCCUGGUGAGAAGAAGCUGACCGGUGGAACCAACUGGCAACCCAAGACAGCUCCUUCUACCACCUGGAAUCCCGGAACCAUGGCUCCAUCUGUCAUGGCCUUCCCUGCAACCACACCGACGGGCAUGAUGACAUAUGCUAUGCCUCCUCACAUGGGUUCCAUGAUGAUGACACAGCCCACGAUGAUGUACACCCAGCCUGUGAUGAGGCCGGCCAACCCCUUUGGCCACAACCCAGGUGCACAGAUGCAGUUUAUGUAACCUGAAGGGGGAGGGAAUCUUUCCAUUUGAAGAUGGUUCACAACAAAGUCAGCUAUUCAAGCAAACCUGCUGUUUGCUUUCAAAUAACUUAACUCUCUCUGAGAAUGAAAGGCCCAAAUUAGACUUGUUGAAUAAAAUCACAGUGACUAGGAGUGGCUCUGGCCAUCUCAGACAGGCAUCACAGUGGACAGUGUGCCCAUGUAGUCAUGUGUAAGUCGUAGAAGGUGAAGAAGACUGCUUGCUGCCAUCCAAAACCAUGUGGACGAGGAGCAGCCCCUUCUUUAUCCUGGACCAAGAGAAACAACACCCCAAGGGAGAGAUUUCUGCCAUCACUGUCCAUGUACCUGGAAAAACAUACAAUGUUGGGUUGUCACGCUGGCUAGUUGUCUUUUCUUUUUUUUUUUUCUUUCCUUCCUUUGUUCCUCUUUCUCCAGGUGAGGCAGGGAGAGUCACUUCUUUUGAUUAUCAAUCAUGAUUCCCAUCUUAAAGCAUCCCCUCAUUUGGAAAAAUAUUGCAAACUCCUCUUUGUAUCACACACUUUUAUUUUCAUUUCUUUUUUAUGUAUUGUUUGCAGUAGACAUUCCGUGUGUAUUGUUUGUAUUUAUUUAUGAUUACCUUCAGAGAGAAUGGCAUUUAAAGAAAAAAAAGAAGUAAAUGUAACUAGUCACUGACUUCCUCCUUGUGGAAGGUCUUCAGGUUUAUACAUAGGUAUGAUUGAUUGAUUUUGUAGAAUUGGAUUUUGAGUGAUUGAGAUGAUUUUUAAAAAAAGAAGUUAAUAUAAAGUUUAAACAGAAGACACUCUGUUGGGGCACUAAAUAUUCUCUCUACUCGCAUGAGGCCUUGUGCAGUUAUCUGUGGUUUGGGGGGUGACACUGAGGAUGUGUAUGAACGUAAUAAUUCAUUAACACAGUCAUAUUGGUGGGGCCGAUUUCUAUGAGUUUGGCGUGGGAACAUUUUUCACAUCAGCAAAAGCACUACUUUUUGUGAUUGAGGCAGCACUGCAUUGGAAAGGUAUCUGCUUUUAUGCUUUUGACACUUUUGGCCUGCCAUUUAUUCUUCCAUUUAACAAAGCUCCUGGCUGCCCUUUUCCAGCGUGAAUGUGCAGGGUCUCUUUCAUGCUCAGAUCAUGUUUCCAUAGGCCAGCACUGGGGCAUUUAGAACAAUGUGGGGACAUGGGGAGGCAUCAGGUUCAGGUCAGACUGCUAACUGAGGGGUGGGGUCUGGGUGGAAGUGGUCUAGUUUUGCAGGAGAAUAGAGCACUGUUGAUCGGUGCUUUGUGUAUAUAGAACUUCUCCUGCCAAUCACAGGAAGGGGCGGGUGCAAGUAUGAAAGAUGGUCUGAACAUGAAAGUGUCUGUUUAUCCAUUAAUUGCAAAUAUUUGCUGCAUUGUCCCUGCAGAUUAUAUUUGUUUUUGAUUUUUCCAAUAAAGUGCAAGCUUUCACACUU